Stegostoma tigrinum is the source of this 3711-nucleotide messenger RNA. RefSeq names its product potassium voltage-gated channel subfamily A regulatory beta subunit 1a (gene kcnab1a). Gene Ontology annotation, molecular function: potassium channel regulator activity; transmembrane transporter binding; voltage-gated potassium channel activity. NCBI's taxonomy places the organism in Eukaryota, Metazoa, Chordata, Chondrichthyes, Orectolobiformes, Stegostomatidae. The record is from RefSeq and is a predicted model, not a curated record. Bases 693 to 1892 code for a protein of 399 amino acids. The transcript is spliced from 14 exons. Gene Ontology annotation, cellular component: juxtaparanode region of axon; voltage-gated potassium channel complex; extrinsic component of cytoplasmic side of plasma membrane. Gene Ontology annotation, biological process: transmembrane transport; potassium ion transport; negative regulation of delayed rectifier potassium channel activity.
ACGUGUGUCAGCUUUCUCUUGUUUCUCAUUGCCUGAGGUCCCAGAUCGUAACAGGCAGCUGAGCGCGUUAGCGAAUCCUGAUCUGUCUUCCGUGGGCUGUUAUUUUGAACGACUGCUACAUUCCCUGUUUGUUUCAUUUAGAGUGCCACACAACUUGUUCGCUCAGCAGUUAUAGUUAAAGAGUUAAGUGCGUGUCAAAGCAAUGCAACCUCCUAGCGCCGGGGUGAACGUGAAAUAGCUACGGGACUUGCCGAGAUCGAAUAGGAGGAGCACACUCACAUUGUGCAAAAUCUGCGGAGAACCAAAGGCAGAGCGUUGGCAAAUUCACGCUGCAUAACGUUCAAGUGCUGAGUUUUUUUUUCAUCAAUGAGUUAAAUCACUGCAGAUUUGGCGGAAGGAGGAAACUGUAAAGUGAAUAGAAGACCUUUGUGCUGUGUGAGAAGGGUUCAAUAUUUUAUGUAAGCACAGUGUUAUUCGCUGCGCUGCAUCAAUCUUGGCUUCAUUCACUUGGCUUCAUUUAUCUGGACUGAGUAGCACUCAAGUACCUGUAAUAUGCGAUGUUUUGCUAAUUACUGCCUCUCUAGAUUAAACCGACAGCUCUCUGUGCUGCCCCGCAAGUAUCGUACUAGUGCUCAGCAGCUGCUUUGUUGACGUGAGGUGAGCAUUUUGAUUCGGCACCAUUAACAAAAAAAAUGCAAGUCUCAAUUGCUUGUACCGAUCAUAAUUUGAAGGCACGGAACAAUGACGACAGGCAUAAGCAGAACCCCAGUAGCCCGAAAUUAGGCAACGGGGCCCGUGCAAAAUUCCGGACGGUUGCUAUCAUUGCCCGAAGUCUGGGACACUUCAUACCUCAGCAUCACAUCUCUCUGAAGGAGUCAACAGCAAAACAGACAGGAAUGAAAUAUAGGAACCUGGGAAAAUCAGGACUUCGAGUAUCUUGCUUAGGACUUGGAACCUGGGUGACGUUUGGAGGUCAGAUUUCAGAUGAGGUGGCUGAGCAGCUAAUGACAAUUGCCUAUGAACAUGGAAUUAAUCUGUUUGAUACAGCAGAGGUGUACGCAGCUGGCAAGGCAGAAGUCAUACUUGGAAACAUCAUCAAAAAGAAGGGUUGGAGACGAUCAAGCUUGGUGAUAACAACGAAGCUAUACUGGGGAGGAAAGGCAGAGACUGAAAGAGGCCUUUCUCGAAAACAUAUUAUUGAAGGUUUAAAGGCCUCUCUGCAGAGAAUGCAGCUUGAAUAUGUUGAUGUUGUCUUUGCCAAUCGACCAGACACCAACACCCCAAUGGAAGAGAUUGUCCGGGCAAUGACUUACGUGAUAAACCAAGGAAUGGCCAUGUAUUGGGGAACAUCCCGUUGGAGUGCCAUGGAGAUUAUGGAGGCCUACUCAGUAGCAAGACAGUUCAAUUUGAUCCCUCCAAUCUGUGAGCAAGCAGAAUAUCAUAUUUUCCAGAGGGAGAAAAUUGAGGUCCAACUCCCUGAGCUUUAUCACAAAAUUGGAGUUGGGGCAAUGACCUGGUCUCCCCUUGCCUGUGGAAUCAUCAGUGGGAAGUAUGAUAUUGGAGUACCAGACAGUUCAAGGGCUUCAUUAAAGUGUUAUCAGUGGUUAAAGGACAAAAUUAUCAGUGAAGAAGGAAGAAGACAGCAGGCAAAGCUAAAGGAUCUCAGUCCAAUUGUGGAGCGGCUGAGCUGCACAUUACCCCAGUUAGCAAUAGCUUGGUGCCUGCGCAAUGAGGGUGUAAGUUCAGUUCUCCUGGGGGCCUCCAAUACGGAACAGCUUACUGAAAACCUCGGUGCCAUACAGGUUCUCUCAAAAUUGACAUCACAGAUUGUGAACGAGAUUGACAGCAUACUUGGCAACAAACCACUAAGCAAGAAGGACUACCGAUCCUAACUUAAAGAUGCAUGAUGAUGACUGGGACUGCAUGAUGGAAGUGGCACUCCUUAGUUGCUGGACCACUGUCUGGCUGUGAAUCUAAAGCUGUUUACUGUUGAAUUCCCACAGGUGCAUGCUUAUGCAGCGAGAGGUGUACCCUUAAAACAGAAGCACAUUCUAAAAUCACCCAGAUCAAGGUGGUUCUGCAGUUUUCUAUUCACCCAAAUUGUACACUGAACUAUUUGCUUACAACAAAAAUAAACAUAAACACAUUCAUAGCUUGUGUACUUUUGGAAUCUGAAUUCCAGUACCAAGUUUAAACAAUCAUUCCUCCCAACUGAACCUCAUCCAGUGAAUUAUAGAUCACAGGCAUGAACAUGUAAACGCUUGCAUUAUGCUGGAACUUGCUGAUUUUUUUUAGGACUAGACUCUUAAUGUGUUUACAUAGUGAAUUGAAAUCCAAAGAAGCAUUUAGGAUGUUUUAUUUCAGGUUACAAAAUAUACUGGAAACAAUUACUCCUUUUAACCUGUUCCAGACUAAUCAAGGACAUUUAUAUAAAAAUCACUAAAUACAUAUUAAACCGCAUUUGACUUUCAAAAGGCUAUAUAUAUCAUCAUUUCAACUCUUAUGUAUCAGAUACACCAAACUUAGACAGCAACCAGUUCACAGGGGACACUAAUUUAGGAAAUAAAGUAAGUUUGGUCAAACGAAGGGAAGUUUAAAGUUCCGUUGACACGUUAAGGAAAAACAAUAGAACAACCAGUGAACCAUGUAAGUGAAAGGUAAUCCAUUUUGGAUUCAAGAAAGACAAAUUAGAAUACUUUCUUAUUGGCUAGGGACCAGAUAUUCUGGAGAAAAGUGAAGAGUACAGAUACAUAAAUCAUUAAAAAUCAAUGUACAAGUACACCAAGCAGUCAAAAAGGCUAAUGGAUUGUUGGCAUGUCAUGAGCGUUGUAAUACAUUUCUUCCUCCAUUUUGUAUCAGCUGGCAAACAACAUUGGAUGUACUGCAAACAAUUUUAGGCACUGCACCUCAAAGGAUAUUUGACCUUGAGCAGGGUGUAGUGCAUAUUUACCAAAAUGAUACUAAGCCUCAAAAAGGAUUAAAUUGUGAGGACAAGUUAUGUAAAUGGAUUGCAGUCCUUUUAAUUAAAGAUUGCAGGUGAUUAUGAUGUUUAAAAUGAUAAAAGGAUAUGAUAUGUAGACACAGACAAGCUAUUUCCUUUGGCAGAACCCAGAACAAGGGGACAAAACUGAAAAUUAGAGCUAAGUCAUUGUGGAAUAAAAUCUGGAAGAACCUUUUCAUCAAGAACGGCAGUGGAAAUAUGAAAUUCUUUCCCCAGAAAGGGUGUGGAUACUGGGUCAAUCGAAACUCUAUUUAUUUGGGUAGAUACACUUCGUUGGAAAUGUGUCAAUGUGAGUUUAAGUGAGGUAUAAAUCAACCAUAAUUUGAUUAAAUGGCAAAACAGGCACAAGAGUCUGAAUGAAAUAUAGGAAUUCCACCAUUCUUAUGCUCCUAUGUAUUUUAAAAACAAGCUUAGAUGGUUUUAAAUUAUUUGAGAAACUAUUUAGCAGAAUGUUGGUCAGUUUCUUUUGCAGAAAGAAUUUUUGUUACUGAACAACUACAUGGCAGAAUUAGUAACUAUAAGAAGUAAACCACAGAGUUGCUUUUACUGUAGAAAGGUGAUCAGGCAACGUUUUUCUGUACUUCAUUAUCACAUACUUAACUGAGUAUUAUGCACUUUGACCAGUUACCAGAUUUCAAAUGUAGACCAUAUAUCAUUUGCUCGAUGGUUAAAAAAUUAUAUUGCUGUAUCUGAUUUAAUUAUAAAAAAAU